Molecule: messenger RNA, 642 nt
Organism: Folsomia candida
Lineage: Eukaryota; Metazoa; Arthropoda; Collembola; Entomobryomorpha; Isotomidae
Exons: 3
Coding region: 85-591 (168 amino acids)
Source: RefSeq, a predicted model, not a curated record
CUUCAUCAUGUACCCACUCGUCCAGAUAAGUUCCUCACUCUGAUUAUUUCAAAUUUUGGUAAAAAAAACUUUUCAAAUUUUGAGAUGUCUUCUGCCACGAAAUAUUUGGUUGCUUUGGCCCUUUUUUCCGCCUCUGCGACAGCAUCUUCCAUCGGAUCCUUUAGCAUUGUUGAGGCCAGUGUUGUACAAAAGACGGCCGGCAGCGCCAGAGGCGUCGUAGGAAAUAUUACUCGCUGUGGUGGGUACGGAACACCAAUUCAACUCAGAAUUUCCGAAUGCGAAGGACGAUGUGCUUUCCAACCUGGUCGAGUGUACAAUAUUGAGUAUGAUUUUAUUCCAAGCUCUGCCGCAACUUCGCUCAGUUUGGCGGUUGACGUCGUGUAUCUCGGAACUCCGCACCGUCUCUUCGACACCGUCCUGCCCGGUUCAUCUGUCCAACCCGGUUUAAUGUACACCGUGAGGUACAGCAUCGUACCGAAUGAUACCUUCUCUGGGAACGCGGUCCUCCUUCGUGCCAUCAUUUACCACACGGAAGGCCGUCUUCUGGAGAUUUGUAUGCAGACGGAAGCCGAUAUUUUGACGAUGCCAUAAAUUAUGGGAUUAUGAAAGAUUACUUAAUAAAUAUUUGUUAUACGAAAUAAA